Messenger RNA from Aspergillus tanneri, 1212 nucleotides. RefSeq lists its product as uncharacterized. Bases 1 to 1212 code for a protein of 403 amino acids. The record is from RefSeq and is a predicted model, not a curated record. The transcript is spliced from 4 exons. Lineage: Eukaryota; Fungi; Ascomycota; Eurotiomycetes; Eurotiales; Aspergillaceae. Gene Ontology annotation, molecular function: oxidoreductase activity.
AUGAAUGUCGCGCCUGCCCUGCGAGGUCUCCCCGCCGGCCUGCCUCGUGUAGUGCCCGUGGACCGCAAGCUGUUCCCCGAUGGGCUUCGUACCAGCGGCCAACAUCCACCCAUCGAGAGCCAGUUACGUCCUUUCGAGGAGUUCCCGCGCAAUAUCACCGGGCCGACGGCCUGGACAAGGGAGCACAUGAUUCAACAUCCAGAGCAAUGGAUUCACCGGUGGACGGAGCCGGAGCUUGCGGAGCUUCUGCAGGCCGUCGACACAUUCAUAGCCUCGGGAGUUCCGCUUACCAGUAUCAGCAAGGACAACUUCCGGCUACCCACCAUUGAAAAGAUUUUGCCAGGGAUUCGGAGCGAUAUCUUGAAUGGACGGGGGUUCAUUGUUUUCCGCGGCCUACCCAUUGACAAGUGGGGGCGAUACAAGGCGGCAGUGGUGACGAUGGGCUUGUCCGUACAUUUUGGAUACCUCGUCUCGCAGAAUAAACUUGGCCUGAUUCUCGGCCAUGUAACAAACCAGGGAGCGGACUAUCACAACGACCUCGAUAAGAUCAAGAUCUCAGCCACAAACGCACCGCAGUUCUAUCACACUGACGAAACGGAUAUCGUCGGGCUGUUAUUCUGCGCUCCCGGGGAGACGGGCGGUGCUUCUGGCUGUGCGUCCGCACAUACAGUCUGGAAUUCCUUGGUGAAAGAAAGGCCCGAUGUGGCAAAGACGUUGGCCUCGCCCAUCUGGUAUGUCGACCGCAAGGGCGAGGUGACAGACGGGCAGGAGCCCUGGUUUAGGAACCCCAUCUUCAUGGUUGAGCCGGGUGGCAAAGAGCGUGUCUAUGUCAAGUGGGAUCCGUACUUUGUCAAGUCCUUGGCUCGCUUCAGCGACAAAGGGUCGAUCCCUCCUCUAUCCGCAGAGCAGCUGGAGGCGAUGGAGGUCCUGGAGGAGACGUGCAAGCGGCAUGGAAUCGUCUACGACUGCGAGAUCGGCGAUAUCCAAUUCGUCUCUUGCUGCCAGACAUUCCACUCGCGCACUGGAUUCACGGAUCCACCGCCACCGAAGCCACAACGGUAUCUCCUGCGGACGUGGAUCGCGACACCUGAACAUGAGGGGGGAUGGUGUCUGCCUUUCCACGACAGUUGCUACCCGAAGCGAGGAGGAAUCCAGGUCGACAAUACACCUCCGGUAGCCGAUCCACUCACCACCGCAGGCGGGACAGAGUAA